AUGGCAACAGAGAACAAUAACUUGGAUUUGUUCUCUUUGCUACCAGAAUCACUUCUUCUUGCAAUCGUUUCUUUCCUACCUUUCAAAGAAGCCGCUGCAAGAACAUGCAUACUCAACAAAAAAUGGCUGAACAUAUGGCAAUCCGGAAAAGACAUUGACUUCGACGAAAACUUCUUUGUCGAUUCAACUUCCGAUGAAAUCAAACAAGCACAAAGAAAGGUUUUCAUCGACUUCAUCACAAAUUGGAUUGCACACUUCACUCACCGCGACAUUAACAAGUUCUCACUCAAGAUAUCAAAUCCUCAUUCUUGUAGCAACACAAUUGAAAGCUGUGUUGAGUUCGCCGCACAGCUCAGGGUGAAUGUCUUAACCCUAGAUUUCUCAAACAAGAUAAACUCCAAUGGUAAUAACAACAAUGCUUUGUUUCCGGUGCCAACGCAAGUUUAUCAACUUGGAUCAUCGCUGGAAACACUGAAAUUGUGUUCGUGUGGUUUCGAUGUGCUGGAUUUUCUUAACUUCGAUGCACUCAGAGACUUGUCUUUGAGUUCGAUUGGCAUUAAACGCAAAACUCUUAAAACUUUGCUGAAAAUUUGUAUGACUAUUGACAGUUUAAGCCUUGAAAAUUGUUGGGGUUUGGAAGACUUGAAUUUCGGUGAUGAACCAAUUUGGUUAACAAGGUUGGUGGUAAAUAAAUGCGAAAUGGAUUCGGACUAUUAUUUAUCAUUUAAUGCACCGGUACUUAAAUAUUUUAAGUAUUCUGGACUUGUGUUUACUGCGGAUAUAUUUAUAUAUGCAAGAAAAAUGAAAGAGGUGGACAUUGAUUUUUCCCUAGAAUCAAGAUAUAAUAGCGAACAUGCCGAUGAUUUAUGCGAAGUUCUGCUAGAAUUUCCUAAAACUAAGAUUCUAACAGUUUGCAGUUAUCUACUUCAGGUUAUUCCAUACGCAGACGAACUGACGCGAGAACAUAGCGAAUUGAAAGUAAAACAUUUGAUUCUGAACACUCAAAUGCAUCCUAAUGAGUUAGGUGGAUUGGAGUUCUUACUCAACAGUUGUACUUCAAUUGAAAAACUCACAUUGAACAUUGGAUCAGGAGUUAUAUUUGAGGACUGUAAACCUCCCUAUGCUGGGGAUCUUAAAAAAUUCUGGCUAUGUAGAGAAUAUUUUCCUGAAUGCUUGGUAAGAAGUUUGAAGGUGGUGGAAGUGAAUAAAUCGAAAGCAACUGACUCUGAAUAUAUAUUUUUGUGGUUUAUGAUGCAUAUAGGGGAAGUGUUGGAAGAGAUUAAUAUUAAUAUUUGUAAUGAAGAUGAUGGUCUUACAGAAACUCGAUAUGAACGUGCAUGGAAUUUAAAGAAUAAUGCUAAAAGGCGUUUUAAUCAUUUGCAAAUAUCAGUUCAUUGA
This is a messenger RNA of Lathyrus oleraceus (garden pea), 1398 nucleotides long. RefSeq names its product putative F-box/LRR-repeat protein At1g56400. The record is from RefSeq and is a predicted model, not a curated record. Gene Ontology annotation, molecular function: protein binding. The transcript has 3 exons. The coding region runs from base 1 to 1398 and encodes 465 amino acids. NCBI's taxonomy places the organism in Eukaryota, Viridiplantae, Streptophyta, Magnoliopsida, Fabales, Fabaceae.